Tricharina praecox is the source of this 3856-nucleotide messenger RNA. Its product is annotated as DUF726 domain protein. The record is from RefSeq and is a predicted model, not a curated record. The coding region runs from base 470 to 3799 and encodes 1109 amino acids. NCBI's taxonomy places the organism in Eukaryota, Fungi, Ascomycota, Pezizomycetes, Pezizales, Pyronemataceae. The transcript has 5 exons.
UUCUCCUUGUGUAUGUAGAUGCCCCUUCUGCCUCUUGGAUAGGUACAUAGCUCAGCACGCAUAACUAUUGAUCGCCAGGGAAUCGCGAUAAUUACCAAACUUCUUAUCGUUGACUGACCUAAAUAACCUACGCUGAGUACGUACUCUACAUAGAGCAUCCGCAGCACCAUAGUACUCAGCGCAACCCCGGCAACGUGACGAAUACGUACCCCGGACACCCAUCAUCAGCAGAGCAGAGCACCUCCGACUUGCAGUUCGGCAAGCACAAGCACAAGCUCCAACCGUCUAACGUCUCUCCUUCCCCCCCUCCCCUCCCCUCACUUCAGCGAGCGACGGAACGGAAAGCGACACAAGCGAAAGGGGAGGAACAAAGGAAAAAGAAGUCUAAGCUGACGGUACGAAACGCAGGACAGAUCUACCACCACCACUACCACCGCAAAUAGAUUCGUCAAAAAGCGCACUUUGAACCAUGUCCUACGACGACGACGAGAUCAUGUUGUCCUUCGAACCUCUCCCCACGACGACGACGCGCGCAACUCCUCCUGCACCGCCACCGCCACUUCCGCUAUUACCGGUGGAGAAGAACGAGGAGGUCGAGUACGAUGACUUUGGUUUGCCCGUUAGGAAGCGCUCGCCGUCUCCGGUUUUCGAUACCGACGUCUCGGACUCCGACGACGAGCUACCUCCCCCGCCGGCGAAGGUUACCGAGCAGAAGUCGGGUGAAUCGAUAGAGGUGGCAAAGCCGGCGAGGGAAGACGUUUCGGUAGCUGUAGCGCCGGUGUCAGUGGAACCGGUACAGCCUCCGGCUUCGAGUGCACCGGUGGUGCCAAUUGCGGAGGAAAGGAAAGCGGAGAGAGAGGUGCCCACAAUCACCAAGGAGGAGCCGGAAAGCACACAAUAUGUCGUCCCGAAAUCGAGCCAUCAGCGCAACAACUCGCUCAUGUCCCUUCCGGAGGAGGACCGCAAGGACAACGAAGUGCGGAUGUUCUCGGAGGACCCCAAGGACCCUCACAUGCCGACGGGGAUGGGCACGGUGUCGGAAUGGUCGCACCAGCAGAUAGUGCCGCGCGGGGGUCGCGCGGAAGGCAAGGGCGACAUCGUCAACGACAAAAAGAACGACUCCGAAGACGAGUGGCAGGCGAUGCCGGCGUACGCGCCCUACGACAUCUACGACGACGACGACCGUCUGAUCGCGCGCGCGCACGUGGACUCGGAAGACGAGGAGGAUAGUGGCGCGGCGAAAGGGUACACGAGGGUGUACGACGACGAAGAUGCGGACUCUGUAACCAGUAUGGAUGAGAAUACGAACUACCUUUUUAGAGAGAACGAGGACGACGAGGCGGCGAGGAACCCGCUGUCGCAGAUGAAGGCGACGAAGGAGCUGUUGACCGAAGGGCAGCGCAUCGCGUAUGUCGGCGUGUGUAGGCUAGCACUGAUAGAGAUGCUGCGGGAUCUGCAGCGGCUACAGGCGAAAGGGCGGGGGGCCAAGAGGAAUGUUUCGCAGGCCGUGGACGGAAUGAUCAAAUGGAGCCAGAAGAUAAUGGUGCGGCUGUACACGCAUAUGGAACUAUCCCCACCUGAACAAAUCAUGAUAGAACAAUUGGCCGGGCAUGGCGUAUUACCAUCGGACCUCACGCCAGCGCUCAUGCAGAAUUCACGUGUCCACAAUCCCAUGGCAGGCGGAGCCGAUACUCCUCGGCGGCAGUCGUCCAUAUUCUCCAACGCCAGUAGCUCCCCCAACCGCGCAUCUCAAGCGUCCUUUGCGCCCGGGGCCCUGGCGGAGUAUCAGGACACCGACCUCGAGACCACUAAGACGCUCUCACAGCUCCCGCAAACCAAGACGCUCGACAUCGACCUGCGUUGGACGGUGCUGUGCGAUCUCUUCCUGGUGUUAAUCGCCGACUCGGUCUACGAUGCACGUGCGCGAGUGCUUCUGGAACGUGUUGGAGUGAUGUUCGAUGUUUCGUGGCUGGACAUAUGCAAGUUCGAGAAGCGAGUGACGGACGCGCUCGAGAUGCAGGAAUCCACAGAGCAGCACUGGGCGGAACAGGAGCACCUGGAUGCGCGGCGGAAGGCGGCUAGGAACAAGCGUUUCGUCAUGCUGGGACUCGCUACCGUAGGUGGAGGCUUAGUUAUCGGGCUGAGUGGAGGAUUGUUGGCGCCCGUCAUUGGCGCCGGAUUGGCUGCUGGGUUCACUACCAUCGGUGUGGUGGGAACCAGUGGAUUCCUGGCGGGUGCGGGAGGCACGGCUAUCAUUGCUAGUGGUGCCGCUAUCAGCGGGAGUGUCAUCGGUGGGAGGGCGGGUUUCAAUCGAAUGAAGAGUGUCAGUACAUUCGAGUUCAAGCCUCUGCACAACGCCAAGCGGGUGAACCUGAUCAUCACAGUUUCCGGAUGGAUGAACGGCAAGAUCGAUGACGUUAGACUGCCCUUUUCAACGGUCGACCCGAUCAUGGGGGAUCUCUUUUCCAUUUACUGGGAACCCGAGAUGCUGCAGUCUAUGGGACAGACCAUUAGUAUCCUGGCUACAGAGGCCCUGACCCAAACCCUUCAGCAAGUCCUCGGCUCGACCAUCUUGAUCUCCCUGAUGGCUGCCAUCCAGCUUCCAGUGGUGUUGACGAAGCUGGCCUACCUCCUCGACAACCCCUGGUCAGUAUCCCUCGACCGGGCUGCCGCCGCGGGCCUGAUCCUGGCGGACACGCUCGUCCACCGCAACCUGGGAGUGCGUCCCGUGACAUUAGUCGGCUACUCCCUCGGCGCGCGGGUCAUCUACUUCUGUCUCAAGGAGCUCGCGCGGCUCGGCGCCGCGGGGCUAGUUCAGAACGCAUACAUGUUCGGCUCUCCGGUGGUCGUCAAGAACGACGAGUACGUGCAGGCGGUGUCGAUGGUGUCGGGCCGCUUCGUGAACGGCUACGCCACCAACGACUGGAUCCUCGGGUACCUGUUCCGGGCGACCAGCGGCGGCAUCGGUAGAAUCGGUGGCUUAGCCGCUGUGGAUAUCCCCGGCGUUGAGAACGUCGACGUCACCGCAGAGGUCAACGGCCACAUGGCCUAUCGUGCCGCCAUGCCGAAGCUGCUGAGGAAAGUGGGCUGGGAGGUCACCAGCGACGAGUUCUCGGAGAUCGAAGAUCCGGACCCGGAGAACCACCAGCAGCGCCAACGCGAGCUCAUCAACGAGCUCGACGAAGUGCGCAAAGAGCUCGAGCGCAGCGGCGGGCAAAAGCGCAAGUGGAACUUCUUCGGCCGCAACAAAGACCCGGUCAAGAAGAAGGACUGGGAGACGUACGAUGCCCAUGCCGCGGCGGCGGCCGCCGCCGCAGGCACGGCAAACUCCAACUCCACUGGCACCCCGACUAACGGCGCCGAUCCGAAAUCAAACCCCAAUCCAAACCUAAACCCCAAUGUCCUCUUCGACAUCGACGCCAUCCGCGCUGAGAUCGAGGCGAGUUCUCGCGAAGAACAGCUGCCGAAGGAUAUGGCGGGCGUGAAACUCGACUCGAAGCCCCCGGCGGCGGCGACGCUGGCCCCGGAAUCAGCCGGGUUGCGGCAUACGAAAAGCUUUGAUGAUCGCCCCUUCGACAGGAAGGACGCCGGCUCGCGAAGGGGGUAUGGUAGUGAUGUGGAUGAGCGAGGGGGGGAGAAGAAGGAUAGUAGUAGCAGUCGGACGGGGUAUACGAAUGCAAACGCAAACAAUGGCGACGCCGGCGGCGGCUACGAUGGAUAUGGCAGCGGGAAGAAUGUUUGGGCGGACUACGAUGAGUAUGAGGACGGCGAGGGGGAGAUGCAGAUGACGUUUGCGUAGUUGGUGGGCUGUGGUGGGCUGUGGUGCUAAGGUGGGGGGCUGUGGGGGGCUGUGGUG